Messenger RNA from Aspergillus oryzae RIB40, 399 nucleotides. RefSeq lists its product as uncharacterized. Bases 1 to 399 code for a protein of 132 amino acids. NCBI's taxonomy places the organism in Eukaryota, Fungi, Ascomycota, Eurotiomycetes, Eurotiales, Aspergillaceae. The transcript has a single exon. The record is from RefSeq and is a predicted model, not a curated record.
AUGAAGCCAGUUUUCUUUACCAAUACACUGUAUCUCCUCUUGCCAGUGCUGGCCAGUGCGGCGCCAGCCCCGAUUAUAGGACGAGAUAUCCAUUCGAGGGGCACAAGCAUCACGGCCCAGCAAAUUAUAGCCAUCGCACCAAGUUCCGCACAAUCUUGCACAAAUCGUGCUGAUAAGAAUGCUCCUACCGAGUGUGCCGAUGCUGAAAAAGUGGCUACGAAUAUUGCCAAGUCGUUUGACAAGUACCAGGUCACAAGCCCUGCUGAGCAGGCGGCUGUGAUUAGUUUGAUGGCUUUGGAGAGCGUGGAAUUCCUAUAUAAUAGGAAUAAAAGUCCUGGCGUACCGGGACAAGGAAGUAUGUACCUCCAGUCAGUCCCUGUUGAGAAAUGCGAGAAGUAA